Messenger RNA from Pochonia chlamydosporia 170, 459 nucleotides. RefSeq lists its product as hypothetical. Lineage: Eukaryota; Fungi; Ascomycota; Sordariomycetes; Hypocreales; Clavicipitaceae. The record is from RefSeq and is a predicted model, not a curated record. The coding region runs from base 1 to 459 and encodes 152 amino acids. The transcript has a single exon.
AUGGCCUUCGAGUCGGAUAGUUUGCCCAUGCCCGCAACUGUAACCACGCAGCCGGCACCGGUGCAGACGGAUAUGCUUACUGACUGCAAGGCCUGGUAUCUGAUGAGGGGGUUGCAUACAUGCCAGUUGAUAGCCAGCAUGUUCGGUGCUUUCUCUUUGACGGACUUCAUUGCAUGGCAUCCAGCAGUUAAGGCGGAUUGUUCAGGCCACCAGGUACAUACGCAUCCCAGGCUCCCCUUAACCUCAUCCCCCCUGUCGUCUCGACUCUCGAGUAAUGAGCUGAUGGGCGCGGUUUAUACUAUUGCAGAAAAACACCUGGUAUUGCGUGGCCGUUCCUGGCACUCCCACAACGCGAACCACCACGGUUCAAGUGCCAAUGCCAACAGGACAGCCCGAGCGCCCAGUCCAGAACGGCAUGGUGUCCGGUUGCAAGCGUCUCUAUUUUGUGAACUCCGGUGA